CGAGUUCUCUGAACGUUUUUCUGCGAUUGACAUAGUAGAUCUGGAAAACACGUUUAACAAACUUUACAGUAUCGGGUUUGUUAUUAAUGUUGCUAUUUGUUGUCAUCUGCAUUUACAGAUAUAUCAGAUAAUUUUAAUAUUUUAUAACAAACUGCAAGUAAAACUAAGGACAAAUGUAAUUACGAAGAAAGGCGUAUUACGUGGCUCUUGAAAUGUCGCCCUUUUUAACUGUCUCUUUGCCUAUGGUGUUGUGGGAAUAAAAUUCAAAUGUGUCUCUGGAUACAGCCAAACAUUGUUAAAGCAUGGCGAGUGUAGAUAUGAGUCUUGACGAUAUCAUUCAAAAGAAAAUAGUGAAAACCCCUUAUGGGCGCGCAAGGCUGAAAAGAAACCAGCAGAAAAAUGAAUCUUCGCGAAAUGUUAAAAGAAAUAAUGCGCCUCGUAAGAGAGGGGGCAUAACAAAAAUCAGCGAUGCUCGGUUGAAAAUCAUACAAAAUAAACGACAGAAGUUGACAGAUGCCCGAGAUAAGUUGGCUGAAAUCGCGAAGAAGAGUGAUGCUAGAGAGAAACUGGAGAAACUUCGACUAAAACGGAUGAAAGGCAGACCAGGCUCUCAAGUUAAUGCCAACAUUACAAGAAGAACAAAUCGCAAUGGGCAGGUAACAUUGAGCACAAACAAAAAUAGAGAAAGCUGGCCAAGAAAUAAAGACAACAUACUUCCAAAUUCCAGAGGUUUUAGAAGUUCUGCACCAGCUCUUAUGGAUAUGGAUAUAGAUUUCAAUGAUGAACAUGAUCUGCUGCCACCAGUUAUUAGACGCACAGUAAACAAUGAAACUUCAUUUCGUGGUCAUGGAAUUCAUGACAGCUCCUUUUCUUGGGGUCGAGAUUGCCCACCAUCACCAAGUUCUCUUCUGAGUGAACGUCGUCCAUUACUUCCCAGUCGUCAUACAUCUACACCUGACUCUUCGAGUCUUGAAGCGAUAGUAAGGAGUAGUGCAGCUCGAUCACACAAGAAUCAUGGAUCGUUACUGCUUUCUGAACGAGAGGAAUGGAAACGGGACAACAGCUUACUGAGACCAAGUAGCCUAAGAUUGCGGUCUGUACCUCUAAUAAUUUUGCUAUCUUCAUUAUUUCUGUACACUGUGACUAAAAUUAGUUUAGAACUAGUGUUGUUUCUGGUGUUGAUUGCAUAUUGCCAUUGCAGAUCAGGACUUGAUGAUUCAGAAGAGGAGGGUCCAUGGGCUCACAGAAUGAGUUCAGAACUGAAGGCACGACUUGAUACACCCAGCAGUGUUCACCACACACCAUCCUCUUCUCAAGGACAUCGAAUUGUAGUUUCCAAUUUGCAACCAAGUGUGACCCAGGAAGAUAUAAGGGAAUUGUUUGAAGACAUUGGAACAUUAGUUGUAUCACGUUUGGUGCGGCCAGGCACUGCGGAAGUUGUGUAUGCUAGACUUGAGGAUGCAUUACGUGCAGUAGACGUUUAUCAUAAUCGACAACUUGAUGGGCAGCCAAUGAAGUGCAUGUUGGUGAAUUCUCGACCUCCUGUCUUACAAAGUGGCAGUCGGAGUUCUUCCACUGGUUUACGGUCAACUUCAGAUGCAGCAAUAAAAUUGCCAACAGGCACGAAGUCAUCAGUUGCUCCUGAUAUUGGAACAAUCCACAAGGCCCUGUUCAACAAAUCCUAAUUUUCUGGCAGUUCUGUCUAAUGGCAUAAAACCAUAUGGACAUAAUUUGUUUAAAGUUGUGUUUUGACAUUAGCAAACAGUGUGUGUAGGCACAUUGUACAAUAUGCAUGAUUUUGUUGAUGUGUAUACUUACAAAAAGCAGAUGUAAAGGAAGCAGGGUCACAUCCUGUAUGUCCUGGUUAAAAUACUGUCAUUUAUAUUGCUGUGGAACUUUUGAAGUGCUGUUGUUUUUUGCCUGCCAAAGAAAGCUCCACUGCUCCUUUAUUAUUGGUAGCAUUUCGUGUUUCACUUGACAAGAGUGAAUGUACACGAUUUUUAGCAAUGUGUCUGUUGAAUGCGAACAUUAAAAGCUCUUUCACAACAGUACUGUUAUAACUUGAAAAAUUUAAAGCAAUAUCUAUUUUUAAUAAUGCAGAGCAUAGACAGUAGAAUCACCCUUGGCAGAUGAUUGUAGUUGGCAGUUAAUGCAAGUAUGCAGUAUAUGUUAAAAUAUAGAACUUAAUCUUUCAGAACAAGAAGCUUGUUCUACAGGAGUAACUGAAGAGAGCAGUGAAGUGUGAACACGAUGAAGACCUGCUUGGGGUGAAUCAUAUUUAUCGAUUACAUAAAUUUCUUUGUUUCCCUACCUGUCUAUCCUGAACUAUUUUUUUUAGUGUGAAGUUGUUACAUUAUUUAACAAUACAUUGAGUGUUUCCUCUGGGAUGAUAAAAAUAGCGAUCAGGGCUAGACCUGAUUUCUCAUGCUGUUACUUUUAAGUUUUUGUUUUGAUUUUGUAAGAGUUGUCUUUUCUAAAUAUGUGUAUCACGUGAGACUUGGCCAACUGAUAUGAUACUGAGAAGACCAGUGAUUUCUGCUGUCUGUGAGGAUAUCACACUGGGAAACAAAUGUAUAUUCAUUGCUAUUAAAACGCCUUUGUCACAUUA
Schistocerca gregaria is the source of this 2608-nucleotide messenger RNA. RefSeq lists its product as uncharacterized. NCBI's taxonomy places the organism in Eukaryota, Metazoa, Arthropoda, Insecta, Orthoptera, Acrididae. Bases 303 to 1685 code for a protein of 460 amino acids. The record is from RefSeq and is a predicted model, not a curated record. Gene Ontology annotation, biological process: mRNA export from nucleus. Gene Ontology annotation, cellular component: nucleus. The transcript is spliced from 7 exons. Gene Ontology annotation, molecular function: mRNA binding.